Messenger RNA from Trichosporon asahii var. asahii CBS 2479, 810 nucleotides. RefSeq lists its product as uncharacterized. Bases 1 to 810 code for a protein of 269 amino acids. NCBI's taxonomy places the organism in Eukaryota, Fungi, Basidiomycota, Tremellomycetes, Trichosporonales, Trichosporonaceae. The transcript has 3 exons. The record is from RefSeq and is a predicted model, not a curated record.
AUGCGGCCAGCAGAGCGUAGACUGGGCUGCAUUGACUUGGCGGCAGCUCACAGAGUGUCUACAGAGCUGACAGAACAGACAAGGUCUCUCGCAAGGCUUUUAUCCAGGGAGCGACCAACAUCGUGCUGCACGGGAAGAGCAUCAUCCAGACACGUAAGUAGGCGAGCGCAGCGAACCAUCCUCUCAUCUUCACUCCCUACGACGUCUUCCUCGCCAAACUCCGUCCUGCGCUCCGCCCACUCUUCCAGCUAUGUGGGAAGCGCCCGUCAGCUAACCCCAGGCGCGAUCCUUCGUGGCGACCUCCGCCGCUCCACGCCGAACAACGCGCACCACGUCGUCCUCUCGCUGGGCAAAUACUGCCUGGUCGGGGAAGGUGCGGUCCUCCGCCCACCCGGCAAGAUCUACAAGGGCACAUUCACCUUCUAUCCCGUGCGAAUCGGGGACUGUGUGCAUAUCGGCCCCGAUGCAAUCGUCGAGGCUGCGAGUGUGGGACACGGCGUCGAGAUUGGCGCCAGGGCUAUUGUCCCCCCGUGGUUCCCGGAAGCUCACCUACAGGGCAAGUUUGCCAUUCUGAAGGACUACGCCGUCAUCCUCCCCGAUGCUGUGCUCCCGGACGGUGCUGUCGUGCCGUCUUACACGGUGUGGGGCGGGAAUCCCGCGCGGCUUGUCGAUACGCUCCCCGAGACGUACCAGGAGACGGUCGAGGAACGGUCCUGCCAGAGCGGGAAAGCUGCGGGAGGCAAGAACGGAGCGAGAGCAGAAGAUGAGAUGAGGUCAAGCCAGGAAGGAACAAGAUACCCUGCAUUGUAA